ACUUGUCGAGAAUUUUGAAGUUCUCUUAUGUUAUAGUGCCACAGUGCCUUCACUUUCCUGAUCUUCUACCUUUUGCAUUUGACAGCAAAAAGGAAUUACUUGAAAUUAACGCUUCUCGUAGGUGCCAACCGCUGACUGGCUCAGUUAGUAAAGUAAGAUCCCUCGCUGGUUGUAGCGGAGACUCGGGAAUUCCGCCUACACCACUCGAGGGUGGGGUUAUCAGUUAUGGUUUAUGGAUGGAUUUGGGGAGGGGCCUCCGUUGUCUAGUCCCAUGAACCCAAAAAAUAAAAGGAAAGGGAGUUCAUAUUUUUUCAGGCUCUCAUCAGCCGGUGUAUCUAUCCAUCAAAGUCCCUAGAUGUAUUUGUAACUGAACCCUGGCAAUGAUUAUGGGAGUAGAGGUUCAGCUUUUUUGUCACAAUCCAAGGAGAAAAUAAUGAAUUGUAGCACAAGUUUUUGAUCUCAUAGUUGUUCCUGGGUGUUCUGUUAAAGGACAGAAAACAGCAAAGGUUUAUACAAUUUGAAAUUGAGGUUCUUUGUAUCAACGGAACUUUCUUUUCUUUUCUUUUCUGUUAUUUUGAGCAGCAUUGUAUCAAUUGAGGUUCUUUGUAUCAAGGGAACCUGGAAAUUCCCAAUUAUCUCAAUAAUGAUUUCAGCUAGUUAUGGGAAGGGAACAGAGGAAGUUCAGGAAGAACUAGGCUCAAGUCCAAUCUCAAAUGGUUCUAAAGGAAUGGCCAGAGUCCCAUUUCACAUGUCAUCAUCUCAAAGAGGACUGCUAGGCCAAGAAAACCCUCAAAAAGGGUCUCCAGAUGUUUCAACGGCUCUUCCUAGUAGAGUAGGGAUCCUGAAAUUUGGUUCAACUGGUCUUUUGGCUUCUCCAUCAGCUAAAUUCCUGCAAAUUGCUGAGGAAAGAGAUGAAGUUUCACGUUCAGUUCCUUCUUCUACUAGCCAAGGUUCCCAAAAUCGUUUUAAUUUGGUCUUUGUUCAGAAAAUUGAUUGGGCAUCUCUGAGGAAAAUCUGCAAAGAGUGGGUCAGAAAUCCAAUAAAUUUGGCCCUUCUUGUUUGGAUCACCUGUGUUGCUGUCUCUGGUGCUAUCCUCUUCCUCGUCAUGACUGGAAUGUUGAACAAUGUCCUACCAAGGAAAUCCCAGAGAGAUGCCUGGUUUGAAGUCAAUAAUCAAAUCCUCAAUGCCCUCUUUACACUUAUGUGCCUUUACCAACAUCCUAAGCGGUUCCACCACCUAGUGCUUUUAUUCAGAUGGCGACCAGGGGAUAUCUCUAGACUCAGAAAGAUUUACUGCAAAAACGGAACUUAUAAACCCCACGAAUGGGCCCAUAUGAUGGUUGUUGUUGUUCUACUCCAUGUGAAUUGUUUUGCUCAGUAUGCCCUUUGCAGCCUUAACUUAGGGUAUAGGAGAUCUGAGCGACCUGCUAUAGGAGUUGGUCUUUGCCUUUCUAUUGCAAUUGCAGCACCUGCAACUGCUGGACUCUACUCAAUUCUUAGCCCUCUUGGAAAGGAAUACGAAUCUGAAAUGGAUGAGGAAGCACAUGUUCAGAUUAUCACUAGCUCCCCAAGAAACAAGUCAUUAGAGAAGAGAUUCUCAUUUGCAUCAAGAAGUGAGGAAAGGGUUGUUGAGAAUAACCCUCAGUGGAGAGGUGGGUUGUUUGAUUUCUGGGAUGACAUCUCUCUGGCAUAUCUCUCAUUUUUCUGUAGUUUUUGCGUCUUUGGGUGGAACAUGGAGAGACUUGGGUUUGGAAAUAUGUAUGUUCACAUUGYGACUUUUCUUUUAUUUUGUAUGGCUCCUUUCUGGAUUUUCAACCUGGCUGCAAUCAAUAUUGACAAUGARGUUGUUAGGGAGGCAUUGGGGGUGACAGGGAUCGUGCUUUGUGUAUUUGGUUUGCUGUAUGGGGGCUUCUGGAGGAUCCAGAUGAGGAAGAAGUUCAAAUUACCUGAUAAUGGCUUCUGUUGUGGUAAGCCAGCAGUGAUUGAUUGUGCACAGUGGCUUUUCUGUUGUUCAUGCUCUCUUGCCCAGGAAGUUAGGACAGUAGAUUUUUAUGAUAUUGUGGAAGAUAAAUUAUAUAAAAGGCAAACUGAAGAGGGUUACCGGGCAACACCUUGUGAAGUUGGCUCUUUUCAGUCCACUUCUGGCUCAAGUUCUCUGCUUCAGAACAACUCUAGUCCAUCAAAGCCUAGGACGGAAAGCUCAUCAAGUCCGAGUGGAAUUUCAAAAGAAUAUUAUAAUCCUGACAUGCGGCUAUUCAUGGUCGAGGAAGAGUCUUCUACAAAAGGUUUUAACAUCAAUGCUACAAAAAGCUAAAGAAGAAGGCUCCAUAGAAGGAAUAAAAAAUUGCAAAGGUGCUCCUUCAAUGAUACAUCUCUUCUUUGCUGAUGAAUGUUCCCUCUUCUGCAAAGCAGAGCCCUCUCAAUUGCAAAUGUUUAAAGGAAUCAUGGAAUUUUUGAGGAGAUGGAAGGACAACACAUAUAGAAGACAUCAAAGAUAUCUUUGGCAUCUUAUGGGACUGAAGCAAAGGAGCCUAAAUGAUAAAUAUUUAGGUUCUAAACUUUGGGCGGGAAAAAUAAAUGGAGGGAGUAUGAAGAGGUAGUAGAAAGAGUUAAGCAGAGGAUUGAAGCAUAGCAAGUCAAAACACUGUCACAAGCUGGAAGAACAACACCAAUUCAAUCUGUAGUUUAAGCUAUUCCUAUGUAUCAAUAGCAAACAAUCUUGCUUCUGGUUAAAAUUUUAAAAGAAUUGGAGAUUGAAAAAAAACCAAUUUUGGUGGAAAGGAAAAGCAAGAAGAAAGGGACUUUGAACUAUAGAAUGGAGAAAGGUAGAACAACCCAAAAAUGAGGGAGUUGGGUGGAAAUGCUUUUUGAUAUAUAUAAGAUAUCAAAAAAAAAAAAAAGAAGCCUAGUAAUAUGGUAGCAAGUAAAAUGAGACAGGAAGGAAAUGUGGUGAUAAAAAAUUGUCCACCAAGCAGGUUAAGGGAUUAGUUUUUUUGGGCCUAACACAGUAUGGUGAUGUAAAUUGAAGUUAGUUUAAUGAAUUAUUGUCCUUUUUUUUGCCAAAAUAACAGAUGCCCUUUAUCACAUUGCUUCUCCAUUGCAAAGUUCAUUCAUAAAAAGCUAGCAGACUCUGGAUCAAAUUUUGAUUGUUGAUUACGUAGUAGAGAAUAUAAAAACUCUAGCAAAAGUGGUAGCAGGUAAAAAGUAUAGCUUUGGAAAGAGCAUAAAAUCAUGCCAAUUGGGGAUUCUUUGAUUUUCAUUUUGGAAAAGUUAGGUUUUGAAUAAUGUUCCUGUAUUAGUUAAGUCCACUUCGAUCUGGGAUCUGUAACUUGUCCUAAAAUCUGAGCAGCUACUUGUGGC
Molecule: messenger RNA, 3360 nt
Organism: Nelumbo nucifera (sacred lotus)
Lineage: Eukaryota; Viridiplantae; Streptophyta; Magnoliopsida; Proteales; Nelumbonaceae
Biological process (GO): sesquiterpene biosynthetic process
Molecular function (GO): cyclase activity
Source: RefSeq, a predicted model, not a curated record